AAUGGGUUCUACCUGGAACUAUGGGACAACCGAAUAACCCUUUAUAGGUUCUAGGUAUCACCGUUUUUGUACUUGGAAGCACUCAGAGAUGGUCUAUAAUUUGAAUAGUCAGCAUUUUGUAGAUUAUUGUUAUCUCUGAGAUUGUAUCUCUAACAAUCCCCCAUUAGCAAGUACUAGUCAUUAGUAGCCAACUUCCCAUGUGACCAUAGGCUAUUGUAUUGCUCGGAUAAUUGUUCAGAAAACGUAAUUCUGCGCAGGUCAUUUGAGCAUUCUCAGCCUUUACACACGUCCCUUGAAGGCUGCGCAUGACAUUAAUCAUGGAAAGGUUUCCAGCCUCUCAGAAGUCACGAUGUGGGUUGACGCGCUCAGUAGAGCGCACAGCGCAGCAGUAGCCAUCUACUGUAGCAGGGGGUGUAUGUGUGUCGUGUUUAUUUCAACUAGAUCGCGGGGAGCGGAGAGGCAACAACCAUCGGUAUUGAAUGCUGGUAAGCAGGCUCCAGUCCAUGGGGUUGUGACGCGGAUUCUCCGGCUGCGCUGAAUUGCAAGCGGGUACUGUAAACGCAUUUGAGAUAUGGACGCUGUUCUGUGAAGCAUGCUGACAAAUGUUCUUCUCCCAGACAACAAAAGCUGAAGUGGCCGGCUGGUUGGUGAAGCUGUGACCUAUGCAGGGUUGUCUUGGCUGAUGGUCCAGGGGCGGUGUCCUUCCAGGAGGGUAUGCCUGUAUCCCACCAUGCCGCUGCUGGCAGAAUGGCUGCUGUGCCACUCAUUGGUGGCAUGCCUGUUGCUGCACAGCCUGGCGCUCGGGGCCACCACCGCGGGCCUCCACGGGGCAAACACCGGCUGCUCCGAGAGCUGCUACUGCUCCGAGAUGGCCGACGGCGGGAGGGUGGUGCGCUGCAGCAACAUGCACCUGGCGGAGGUGCCGCAUGACCUGCCCAAUGACACUCGCCGACUUUACCUGGACGGUAACCUCCUUACCACCAUCCCCGCCGACGCCUUUGCAGGGCUUCCUUUACUCAACGAGCUGGACCUCUCCCACAAUGAGCUAACUCAGAUGGAGCCGGGGGCCUUCCGGGGUCUGGUCCCCUCUCUCAAGAGCCUGGACCUGUCCUCUAACAGACUGACCACCCUGGAGCCCGAGGUCCUACGGGGCCUGAGGGCCCAGGCCAACCUCACCCACAACCCCUGGCACUGUGACUGCCGCCUCCAGGUGGCAAUGCCCCGGCUGGAUCUGGAACCGGUAUCACUGGCUGGCGUGGUAUGCCACACUUCGGAGCCCAAGGACGUUGGCAUAGAUACAGGGGUGCCCUUCAUCAUGGUGGCAGCCGACCUGGACCUGUGCGCAGGGCUCAAGAGAACCACGGACGUGGCCAUGCUGGUGACCAUGUUCGGCUGGUUCGCCAUGGUCAUCUCCUACCUGGUGUAUUAUGUCAGGCACAACCAGGAGGACGCACGGAGACACCUGGAGUACCUCAAGUCCCUUCCCAGCAAACUGGACAGGCCAGAGGAGUCCUCUAAACUCAGCACAGUGGUGUGAGAAGUAAAUUACCAGACUUGGGUCAAAAUGCAUUUUGUCAGGUACUUUCAAAUUCUGGAGAAGUGCUUGAUUUAGCUUGAUUGCUGUGCAAGGCUGUAGAGUUUGCACUUUUGGGGCGAUUCUUAGGUAGUAGGUAAGCUAAAUCAAGCGCACCUGUAGUAUCUGAAAGUAUUUGACAUAUAUUUACCUAGGUCAGGUAGAGACACAGGAAAUAAUAGCCAAACACCUCAAAGGGAUCAUAAAAGGAAUUCACAAACUUGGAAAUAGCCCGGGAUACUACUGUACUGUACAGGUUUUCACCAGUAAUCCAUUGGAAACGCAAUACCUCGCGGUAACAUUUCAUUCAAACAAAUUCACACUCUUUGAUGAAUCGUCAUGAAAUGAAGACUCUCUUUUUUUUUCCCCCACCACAUAGCUGUUUGUUAUACGAAUGAAGGAAUUAUUUGACACGUUUGUGAAUAUUCUAAAUGUAUUUCCAAAUCAGUCUGUGUCUUUAUGUAAGACACUCUGUAUUUGAAAAUGAUUGAAUUCCAACGAGGUAUUGAAAUGUCGUCAAAUGCAUAACUAUUUCACAAUGGACUGCCGAGGGCACCGUUUUGUUAUUAAUCAGGACGGCACGAUGUCAUCAAAUGUCCCCAUAUUAGUGAUGAUACUGUGCUUGGCAGUGUAACAGAGACUGCAUUGUUUGACCAGCAUCUGCACUCAUUGAAUGUGGGAUCUUUAUUUUCUGGAUGAGAAGCCCCAUGUAAUCAUCAAACAUCUUACCAGAAAGAAUAAAAUCAUGAAAUGCUCCUUCCUUUUUUUAUUUUGGCCACAAUACCAUAUUUUCUUUCCACAGUUGUAUUGCAUGUAAUAUUUCAUUUCUCACAAAGUCCGCCUGAACAUGUCACCUUUUCAUUUAUUUUAAAUGAACAAUGUGUUCAUUAUAUUGAAUUAUGAUAUUUGACAGACCGUAGUGCACGAUGGCAAAAGUAGUUUAGAAAUAUGAAUUGCGCAACUUCAAUCAGUGGGUCCAACAAGUAAUUGUAAAAAAACGUUUUUUUCUUUCUUUUUUUUCUUUUCUUUUUUUUUUCUUUUCUAAGUUUAAAAAGAUUUCACUGUCUGAAGUGUUAUUUGAAUUUCCUCCAAGCCUCAUGAAUUCCUUUGAUCUCACUAAUGGGUAUGUCUUUUAGAACUAUGAAUCUGCUUUCGGGACAGACUGCACUGAAUAUGACUUCUGUCACACACACACACACACACGACAGCCACAAUGCACACGGUAAAACUCCACACCCUCAGGCUGAAAUAAAAAUGAUAUAGAUUUGAUCCUUGCUCACCGUUUGGAAACUGGGCCUGCCGAUGGGAUCCCCCCCUGGCCUCCCACAUCAUGACGUAGGAUGGGAAUCAAUACAGAAUGGUGUUUCUCCUGUCCUACUGGAACUAUUAAAACCCUGCCCCUUGACCGUGGUACAGUAUCUAGCCACAGUCUGUCCUCUUUCUGUCUUAUCUUAAGUGCUCAUUUGUGGAGGAUGAGAAAAUGGGGGUAGCCUCUCUCUCUCUCUCUCUCUCUCUCUCUCUCCUCUCACCCUUGCAUUUAUCUGUCACACAACCAAUCUGAUACUGAGCCCUGAGGGUCAAUCAUGCACACGCACAUGCACACACAAAUAAAUAUAGUUGACAUAAUUAUACAGUAUAGCCUGUUCGGUCUUAAAAAUGUCAGUCAUGACACGGAUACAUUGCCCUACAUUGCCCUACAGCCCUCAUUAGCAUGUGUUUAUGUGCAUGGACAAAUGGACUCAGUCACAUUACCAUACACAUUGCAG
This is a messenger RNA of Oncorhynchus keta (chum salmon), 3339 nucleotides long. RefSeq names its product leucine-rich repeat-containing protein 3B-like. Gene Ontology annotation, molecular function: protein binding. The transcript is spliced from 3 exons. The record is from RefSeq and is a predicted model, not a curated record. The coding region runs from base 683 to 1537 and encodes 284 amino acids. NCBI's taxonomy places the organism in Eukaryota, Metazoa, Chordata, Actinopteri, Salmoniformes, Salmonidae.